AUGCACAUCCUGGUAGUCAACGAUGAUGGUCCGCCAAGCACCAAGCUCUCACCAUACCUUCGACCGCUGAUCAACACCCUCGAAGCAAACGGCCACCAAGUCUCCGUAGCAAUCCCCGCAGCCUCACGCUCCUGGAUCGGCAAAGCCCACCUAAUCGAGGCCUCCCUAACAGCCAGCUACGUCCACCCAGACGCCUUCCACGCCGACGGCAGCUGGGACACGAGUUUCGAAUCCCCAGACCCGGAAAAUGACUGGGUGGUGAUCCGCAACGGCACACCAGCCAGUUGCGCGCAACUAGGUCUAUACAAUCUGUUCAGCGAGCGCGCACCCAUCGACCUCGUCAUCUCGGGCCCGAAUCACGGCCGUAAUGCCUCCACCAUCUACAACCUGUCCUCGGGGACGGUAGGCGGUGCGUUGGAGGCUGUGUUCUGUGGGAAGCGCAGUAUUGCCAUCUCGUUUGGUAGCAAGGACCCGCAGGCCGAUGAUGUUAUUGCCGCCGCGGCGAGACUGGCUGUUAGGGUUGUGCGGCAUCUUUAUGAGAAUUGGGAUGACCGGGUCGAGCUUUAUAAUAUCAAUAUUCCCAUGUGUCUUGAUGUUGAGGAGAGGCCGGUAUUGUAUACGCGCACGUUGCCGUAUUAUUGGUCCAGGGGGUGUUUGUAUGCUGAACAGGGGACGGGGAAGAAGGUUAAUGGUGUGAAUGGUGUGAAUGGUGUUCAUGUCAAUGGCGAGACGAAUGGCACGAAUGGCACGAAUGGCACGGCUGUUAAUGGACAUACCCCUGCGUCUUCCAGGCAGCGUCAGUUUAAGUGGUCUGCUGAUUUGUCGGAUAUGAAGAAGACGUUGCAGGAGAGUGAGGUGGGCACUGAUGCUCAUACUGUGCUCAAUGGGUCGACUAGUGUGACUGCCCUCCGAGCCAAUUUCUGGCAUGUUCCCGGUCUUGAAGGACCGCUGAACCUUGAUUGUUGA
Messenger RNA from Penicillium concentricum, 966 nucleotides. Its product is annotated as 5'/3'-nucleotidase SurE. Gene Ontology annotation, molecular function: hydrolase activity. The record is from RefSeq and is a predicted model, not a curated record. The transcript has 3 exons. Bases 1 to 966 code for a protein of 321 amino acids. Gene Ontology annotation, cellular component: P-body. Lineage: Eukaryota; Fungi; Ascomycota; Eurotiomycetes; Eurotiales; Aspergillaceae.